UUUCGAACUGACGUGAGCGUCUUCCUGACCAUCUUCCUCUCAUUGGGUGUGUCUUCUUGUCUUCUUCUUUGCGUCUCACCCUCGCCGCUACCAGGCUACCAGUGGCCGUCAUGGCGUCCCGGCCACCACCGCUAUCCUUGCAAGGCGUGUCCGCGGCUGGGCUGCGCAAGUUCUUCCAAGAGUUGAUGGACGAGUUCGUUGAUCGCGACACUGACAAGCUGCGUGCGUUGACUACCGCAGACACGUGCAACACGGUGGUGCUUCCACGCACAAAGGAGAAGCAGUGCGCCUUUUUGGAACUCAUGGACCCAGAGCAUAUCGGCACGGCUACCGUAUUUGUGUCACACGCGUGGCGGUACAAGAUUGCAGACGUACUUGCCACCAUGGUUGAGUUUGCUGAAGAAGAGAAACGACACGGCCGGCCAGAGCCUUACUUCUGGUUUGAUCUCUUCAUGAACAACCAAAACAUUGCAGCCGAUCUCCCACAAGACUGGUGGAGCACGACGUUCAAGGAGUCCAUCGCUGCGAUUGGCAAAGUGCUGCUGGUGUUGACGCCGUGGAGCAACCCCAUCCCGCUGACGCGCGCGUGGUGCCUGUGGGAGAUCUUCUGCGGCAUCAGCCAGGAGGGCGUGGAGCUUGCCAUCCGGCUGCCUCAGCACCAGCACAAUGCCCUUGGGCAAGCUCUGCUGGACGACGCAGAUGCCAUCACGAACAUGCUGGUCGAGGUACAGGCGGGGAAGGCCGAGGCGUGGAAGCCCGAGGACAAGGAGAUGAUCUUCCAGGCAAUCAACUCCACCGUCGGCUUCACGCAGCUGAACAAGGCCGUCAAGGACCAGAUGCGCGCGUGGUGCCUGCGCGUCGCCCAAACUUUCGUCACGGAUAUGGAGCGCAAAGGCGCCACCGACACGGACAGCUACGCGCUCAUGUGCAGCCGAGUGGGCAGCGUGAUGACGUCGUUUGGCGCGAGCGAGGCGGCCAUCCCACUCCACGAAACUGAUUUGCGGGUGACCCUGGCCCGGCACGGCCCGAAGCACGCGGGCGUGGGUGUUGCGUACAACAACCUUGGGACCGCACACAGUGGCAGUGGCAACCUUGACAAGGCGGCGGAGUGCUUCAAGAAGGCACUUGCUUUCGAUCUGGCUGUGCACGGGCACAACCACGAGAGCACCGGCAUCACACUCAACAACCUCGGCAACACCCUCAUGCAGAAGGGCAACUACGAUGAGGCCAUCCGCUACUACGCACAGAGCGCGUCGAUGCUCGCGUCCCUCAGCGACAGCCGUGCGCGCAAGCAUCUUGCACAGGCGCUCAACAACAUCAGCCAGGCCUACAGCAAGAAGGGCGAAUAUGCGCAAGCCAUUGACUUCAGCCACCGGGUGCUGCAGAUUCGGCGUGCGACGCUCGGUGAGCAGCACCCGGAUGUGGCAGCCUCGUACGUGAGCUUGGGCACGUUUUAUGAUGCCAAGGCAGACUACGACCAGGCCUUGGUCUACUUGCACAAGGCACUGGACAUCUUCAGCACCAUACUGGGCGCCAGCCACCCGCACACCGGCUCCGCGUUCACGCAACUCGGCAAUACGCUGGUAUCGAAGGGCCAGCUGCUGGAGGCCAUCAAAAUGUACGCAGCAGCGCUACAAAUUCAUCGCAAGACCCGUGGCGAGGAUGACCUCUCCACAGCCAUGUGCUACAACAACAUCGGCACAACGCUUGUCAAGAUGGGCGACCCCACGCGUGCGCUCGAGUACUUUACGAAUGCGGUGCACAUCAAAGAGCGGGUGCUGGGGACGGAGCACCCGGAGACGGCGUCGUCAUACUUCAACUUGGGCAGCUUGUGCUUUCAGCAGGGCAGCGUGGCCCGCGCGCGCGAGCACUUCAACAGGGCCCUGCGCAUCCAGCAGCGCGCGCUUGGUGAAGACCACCCGAGCACGGCCAUGACGCUCGACAACCUCGCGCUCGUGGCUGCUCAGAGGGGUGACUUGGCCGCUGCCAUCGCCCACACGCGCCGCGCUCUGCACACGUACACAAGAUGCAUGGGCUCCGCACAUCCGUACACGCAGAGGGCACAGCGCAACCUCGCCGAAUUUGCUGCCAUGGCCCAGCGGGCCCAGGGCUUUGGCAGCCAGUCCUCAGCCACAGUCACAGCCACACAGAACCUGCUGCUUCGCUUCUUGUGCGCCGUGGCCAAGUGAAUUGGGGAACAGCGGAAGGUGGGAAGGGGGGAGGUGAACAGGUGGGACGUUGAG
Salpingoeca rosetta is the source of this 2243-nucleotide messenger RNA. RefSeq lists its product as uncharacterized. The record is from RefSeq and is a predicted model, not a curated record. Gene Ontology annotation, molecular function: protein binding. The transcript is spliced from 2 exons. Bases 111 to 2189 code for a protein of 692 amino acids. Lineage: Eukaryota; Choanoflagellata; Craspedida; Salpingoecidae.